Molecule: messenger RNA, 1208 nt
Organism: Cucumis sativus (cucumber)
Lineage: Eukaryota; Viridiplantae; Streptophyta; Magnoliopsida; Cucurbitales; Cucurbitaceae
Product: transcription factor bHLH69
Exons: 7
Coding region: 113-901 (262 amino acids)
Biological process (GO): regulation of transcription by RNA polymerase II
Cellular component (GO): nucleus
Molecular function (GO): DNA-binding transcription factor activity, RNA polymerase II-specific; protein dimerization activity; RNA polymerase II cis-regulatory region sequence-specific DNA binding
Source: RefSeq, a predicted model, not a curated record
UACAACAUCACUGUUGCAGUCUGUCCCCAUUCUCUUCGUCCUCCUCUCCUCUUCUCCUUCAUUCUCCUUCAUUCUCCUUCAUUCUCCUCGUCUCGCCAUUGUUAUCCGUAAAAUGGAAGGACAAAAUGGCUGCAAUAACUCUGUACGAAUGCUCUCUCUCGACUUUGGUGCGAAUGUCAACAUUGUUUCCCAAGUACCUAGAGAUUUUACAAACCAUCACCAUGUUUUGCCUGCUGAUAGGAAUGUAAACCAAACCAACAUCCCCCACUUAACUGAGUGGACCCAAGCUGCAAAAACGUCUCCGGCCUUUGUUGAGUUUAUUGCUGAAACUUCAAGCUUUUCUCGAAAGACAUCAACCAAAGAUGUGAUAGCAGUUGUUCCCAGUACUGUUCAAACUAUAAAUGGAGUCUCAGAGCUUCGUGGCAAAAUUUCAUACAAUCAUCUCGCAGGUUCAUACAAUUCAAAAUCUACUGAUUCACGGAAUAAUGCACGGGGCAUUCUAUCCAAAUCACGUCCCAGUUCAUCAAGCAAGAGAGGUUAUUCAGCUGAUCGUCAACGCAAGAUGAGGAUAGCUGAAAGACUUGAAGCAUUGCUAGAACUGCUACCUCCUUCUAAGGAAAAUCAAGCAUCGGCUCUGGAUGAUGCCAUUGACCAUAUCAAGUACUUACAGCUUCAAAUAAAGGACUUAAGUCAGAGCAAACUAGGAGGAGAAUUAUCUUCUGAGCCUUUCAUAUUUGUUGAGGGAUAUGGUCAUUACAUGAACCAUCAAGAGAUGCAGAGUGAGCCACUUGAGGAGAUGGUGGGAAAAUUGAUGGAGGUUGAUCCAUUAGCUGCAGCUCAACUGCUGGAGAAUAAGGGUCUAUUUGUGAUGCCCAUGGAUUUUGGUGAAGGAUUGUGCUGAACCAUAUGAUCACCUAUAUGCAGCUGUUCUUUCUAGGUUAGUACUUUGUGUUUAUUAAGUUUCUUCGACUUGUUCAUCACCUGAAAGAAAACGUUCCUGAGUAACAUUGAGAAAAGAAUAGUUUUGUUUGUCCAUAGCAUAUAGUUAGAAGUUGAAAAACCUAUACAAGGGAGUUAAGGGAAGAAUAUCACAUCUGUAGAGUGAUCAAACUUACAUCACUUGUCAUAUGUCUGAAUCUUAGCUUGUAUAAGAUGUUAAGAAGGUAGAGUCUGAAUCCAAAGGCCUACAACAUAUUAUCAACCACCCA